AUGUCAAGCACGUCUCAAACAUGCAGUCAAACAGACACUCAAACAGACACACCAACAGAGUGCCGAGCAUACCUCCAGCAGCUUAUGGACAUAAAUGAACAACGGAAUAGUUGGUGCAUAGUGGAAUCUUUGAAUAAUGUGACGUGGCUGAGACCUCAGAAGAGACAUUACUUACAGACUCAACAUAUGUGCACUACCGAAAUCCAGGAGAAGAUCACUGACACUGGCAGGAGCUCCUGGGCAGAUCUAACCCAUCCUGCUCACCGGGAGAAGAGACAUUUUCCAGAGAGAAAUCUGACAGGCCUAUCUAAACUAAGGAUCCCAAGCCAUUGA
This is a messenger RNA of Gracilinanus agilis (Agile Gracile Mouse Opossum), 333 nucleotides long. It is a transcript of the gene SPATA45, whose product is annotated as spermatogenesis associated 45. The record is from RefSeq and is a predicted model, not a curated record. The transcript is spliced from 2 exons. The coding region runs from base 1 to 333 and encodes 110 amino acids. NCBI's taxonomy places the organism in Eukaryota, Metazoa, Chordata, Mammalia, Didelphimorphia, Didelphidae.